Molecule: messenger RNA, 723 nt
Organism: Trichoderma virens Gv29-8
Lineage: Eukaryota; Fungi; Ascomycota; Sordariomycetes; Hypocreales; Hypocreaceae
Exons: 3
Coding region: 1-723 (240 amino acids)
Biological process (GO): protein modification process
Cellular component (GO): cytoplasm
Molecular function (GO): protein-L-isoaspartate (D-aspartate) O-methyltransferase activity
Source: RefSeq, a predicted model, not a curated record
AUGGCGUGGCGGUGCUCAGGGAGCUCGAAUGCCGGGCUGGUGGCAAACAUGUGGACUCACGGCCUCAUCACCGAGCCUCUGGUCAAGGAGGCAUUUCUAAAGGUCGACCGGCGGCAUUACGCCCCUGGCAUGCCGUACCAAGACUCUCCCCAACCCAUCGGCUACGAGGCCACUAUUUCCGCUCCGCAUAUGCACGCCUCUGCUAUUGAGAAUGUCCUCUCUCGUCUUCUCCCGUCGGAGACAUCGCCAGCACCACGAGUUCUUGACAUUGGCUCCGGCUCAGGCUACCUUACCCACAUCUUUGCGGAGCUCGUAGGAGACCGCGGGCUCGUGGUAGGGCUGGAGCAUAUCUCGGAACUACGAGACCUAGGAGAAGCCAACAUGAAAAAAAGCCCAGAGGGGAAGAAGCUGCUAGAAGCGGGAAUCGCAAAGUUUGUGGUUGGCGACGGCCGAUUGGGCUGGGUUGAAGCGGCGAGAGCAGGCGAAGAGCAGCUUGGGACGGCGUGGGAUGUGAUUCACGUCGGUGCCGCUGCCAAAGAGGUGCAUUCUCCACUGUUGGAGCAGCUCAAGGCCCCAGGAUGUAUGUUUAUUCCUGUGGACGAUGACUCCACCGGGUGGGAUCAAAGCGUGUGGCGCAUCGAAAAGGACGAAGAGGGCAAGGUGACGAGGAAGAAGCUAUUUGGGGUGCGAUAUGUGCCGUUAACGGACCCCCCAAGGAGGUAA